UUUUUCUUAUCUUUUAAACUAUUUUCUAGUAAUCAUCACUGUUUUGUAUAUUUUCAUACUAUAAAAUUUCCAGAUUUUAUUAUUUUAUAGUUGAUUUACACAUUUUUAUAACUAAAAUAUGAAGAAUUAAGUGUAAUUUAAGGUCAAAUUGGACUGAAUUUAGAAAUUUUCGAUGAAUGGAAUGAUUUAUGAGUGAUAAUAAGGAAAUAUCGCAAUUGAUUGGGACUGAUGGAGUUCGUCCGAGUUCAAAUUUGGACUCUUGUCGUCUUCAUUCUUUUUACUCUAAUUUACCCUUAUAUCGCAAGAAAUACGACUGGAAUGUACCUAAAUGGACUGAGUCAGACCUUGUAAAGCUUCACAAACUGGUUCGUACUACUGUAAUUUCUCAUUUAUCUGAGAAAAUCGACGAGUUAACUGACAAACUAACUUACAUCGAGAAUAAAAGACUGUCUGAAAUACUUAAGCUUCUUUCAUCCAGACUCCUUUAUCUAAUUUACCUCAACUUUGAUUUCUCAAUACUGGCGAGAAAAUUAGCUAAUCUUGUCAUAAGUGAUGAGUAUGACCAGUUUUUACAAAGUUUACUUCAUUCUUAUAGUGUUUACAAGGGUUUUGAGAGCAUUUACUUACCCAAUAGACCCAAAUUUCAAGGGCUUGAUCUUUCAGUUUUCUGGGAUACAGUAGCUAGUUCCUUUAAUUCUGAUCUUAAAGGGAAUAUGGCCAAUAAAUUAUCCACAGACUGCUGCAUCAAGUUCAUCAACUCAACCAGUUCUGGUGUUCUUCUCACUGAUGUCUCACCUUCAGAUUUUCAAAGGAUUGAACAAUUUCUCACAGAAUCACACGAUUUCAACAAGUUUGUGGAGAACUCAGUGUAUUUGGGUGUAUCUGUGUAUCAGUAUAUGAAGGUAUUUUUGCACAGGACUAGGACUAGGACUCGUAAUUGGACCUCCAAUGAGGAAUCUGUUCUAUUGGACCUCGUUUCUUCAGCAAGCUGCUCUCCUGACCCCUCACAUACGUCUGGCCGCACGGGCAUUCCUUGGCGGAAAAUCUCAUCCAAAAUCCCUGGAAAAAAUCCAGAGCAGUGUAGACUCAGAUAUCGACAAAUCUCAAACAAAAGAGCCAGUGACACACCAUUUAUGAAGAAGGAUUUGUUCAGAUUAAAGCUAUUGAUGAGUGCUUUUGGAAGAAAUUGGUCUAGAAUUUCUGAGUUAAUGCCAGGUCGUUCAUCUCGUCAAUGUAGGGAUAAGGUUCUUGAAUGCACACGCUACACGAAAGAUAAUGCACUUGAAUCUCUUGAAUAUUUUAGGAAACUGUUAACUGAGUAUUCAUCUCCGGAGUCCUCAGAGUCUAAUCCUAAUCUGAGUUUGGAAAGACCUAUGUUUGUUUCUCGAUAUUGGAAUUACUUUGACUGGCUUGGUAUUCACCUAUUCAAGGUUUUGUCUCUUACUCGAAAUGAACACCUCCUUCAAAUCCUCUACGAGUUAUAUUUCUCUGAUGAGAUUAACCGACGAAUCAACAUCAACUUUAAGCCAGACCGUGUUCAAUACUUAACUAAGUGUACAGGCGCCCAAAUCUUUGCAGUCUCAAAUUUUCUCCAACUUAUCGCAGCUCAGGAGGAUGAUAUAAACUAUGAAAAGAGAUGUAGUAAAGAUGAAAGAGUUAAUUUUGAGAAUUUUGAUGAACCAAAGGAGUUUGAAUACUUGAAAGAUUCACUUUUAAAUAUUCUUAAAACACUUUGGCCUUGACACUAGUUGUACCAUAGUAAUUUACUAUACCCAA
Messenger RNA from Theileria parva strain Muguga, 1776 nucleotides. RefSeq names its product Myb-like DNA-binding domain protein. The transcript has 4 exons. The record is from RefSeq and is a predicted model, not a curated record. The coding region runs from base 189 to 1742 and encodes 517 amino acids. NCBI's taxonomy places the organism in Eukaryota, Apicomplexa, Aconoidasida, Piroplasmida, Theileriidae.